GCCCAGGAAAGGCAGGGCUGGGGUGAUGACCACGCUAUCGACCCAGUGGGAUUUCGCGACAUCACCUGUGUGGAGGGACUUCGUAUCUAUGGCAACUGUCACCUGGUGGAAGGGGCGGAACUAGAUUUCCUCUGCCUGGAACGCUGACAUUCCAAGCCCUUGCCCUGCAGGCUCCCGCAGGCAGACGCACCAAAGAAGGAAGCCAGGGAAUGGCCGCGGUGUGGCAGCAAGUCUUAGCAGUGGACGCGAGACUGAUAUUACAGUUGGCUCAAACUGACCCCAACAGAGCUGCAAAGUAACUCUAUUGUCGCCAGACUGAUCUUUUCAUCAUAACCACUAAUUAUUGCAUAAUUGCCCCAUCACAAUCCCAAGAGAAAUCCCCUUUUGCUGCUCUUGAUCACUCUUCCCAUCUCAGUCACUGCCAAACAUAGUACCACCCUAUGCCUCGAGCUGAUUUAUUCCCUCUGUCCUGUGCCUGCUGCCUGCCCUGCCUCCUGGACCCCACAGGUACAACGCCUACCGUACACCAACGUUUCCACAGUUUCGGACCCAGUAUAUCCGCCGGCGCAGCCAGCUGCUGCGGGAGAAUGCCAAGGCUGGGCACCCCCCAGCACUGCGUCGGCAGUACCUGAGGCUACGGGGCCAGCUAUUGGGCCAGCGCUACGGGCCACUCUCUGAGCCGGGCAGUGCUCGUGCCUAUAGCAACAGCAUUGUCCGCAGCAGCCGUACUACCCUUGAUCGAAUGGAGGACUUUGAAGACGAUCCCAGAGCCCUGGGGGCUCGAGGACAUCGCCGUUCUGUCAGCAGAGGUUCCUACCAGCUACAGGCACAAAUGAACCGUGCAGUCUAUGAGGACAGGCCUCCCGGCAGUGUGGUACCCACGUCGGUGGCAGAGGCAAGUCGGGCCAUGGCCGGGGACACAUCGCUGAGUGAAAACUAUGCCUUUGCAGGCAUGUACCAUGUUUUUGACCAACACGUGGAUGAGGCAGUCCCAAGGGUGCGCUUCGCCAAUGACGACCGGCACCGCCUGGCCUGCUGCUCACUGGACGGCAGCAUCUCCCUGUGCCAGCUGGUGCCUGCCCCACCCACUGUGCUCCAUGUGCUACGGGGCCACACGCGUGGCGUUUCGGACUUCGCCUGGUCCCUCUCCAAUGACAUCCUCGUGUCCACCUCCCUCGAUGCCACCAUGCGCAUCUGGGCCUCCGAAGACGGCCGCUGCAUCCGUGAGAUCCCUGACCCUGAUGGCGCCGAAUUGCUGUGCUGUACCUUCCAGCCGGUCAACAACAACCUCACUGUGGUGGGGAAUGCCAAGCACAAUGUACACGUCAUGAACAUCUCCACAGGCAAGAAAGUAAAGGGUGGCUCCAGCAAGCUAACAGGCCGUGUCCUCGCCCUGUCCUUUGAUGCCCCUGGCCGGCUGCUCUGGGCAGGUGAUGACCGUGGCAGUGUCUUCUCCUUUCUCUUUGACAUGGCCACAGGAAAGCUGACCAAAGCCAAGCGACUAGUAGUGCAUGAGGGUAGCCCUGUAACCAGCAUCUCUGCCCGGUCCUGGGUGAGCCGUGAAGCACGGGACCCCUCGUUGCUCAUCAAUGCCUGCCUGAACAAACUGCUGCUGUACAGAGUGGUGGACAACGAAGGGGCACUACAGCUGAAGAGAAGCUUCCCCAUUGAACAGAGUUCCCACCCUGUACGCAGUAUCUUCUGCCCCCUCAUGUCCUUCCGCCAGGGGGCCUGUGUGGUAACAGGCAGUGAAGAUAUGUGCGUUCACUUCUUUGAUGUGGAGCGGGCAGCCAAGGCUGCUGUCAACAAACUGCAGGGCCACAGCGCACCCGUGCUUGACGUCAGCUUCAACUGUGACGAGAGUCUGCUGGCCUCCAGUGAUGCCAGUGGCAUGGUCAUCGUCUGGAGACGAGAGCAAAAGUAGGGUCCUGUUACCCUGUGCUGCCUACCAAUCCCUUUUCCUUCACUCCAGUCUUGUGUCAUAAAUUAAAUUCCUGUGGUUGUGUUGAAGAGCAACUCCCAGGUCUCCCACAAGGAGGCACUAGGGAGCACUCAGGCCUCCAGUGGAAUGGGGACCAGUUCCUCAAUUGUGCAGUACUGUGUUCGUUUUGUCCCUUCAACAAGCACUUACUGAGUAUCUGCUGUGAUGUGUCAUAUAAGCAUGCAGUCAGUAGACAGGAAGGGGGGCACCAACUAUGUUGUCAGGAGCUGUUCUGAAAAGUAGGGCCUCAAACCCCUAUGGGCUUGCAUCUCAAUAGUGGCAAAAAGACAAAAGUACAGCCAUUCCUUGGUGUAGCAUUUGCUUUCUAAUUUUUCAACUUUAUGACUUUUUGACCUUUCAGUGGUACCGAACCACACGCAUCUAUCCAGUUUUGUUUUUCUACUUUCAGUAUGGUGUUCAGUAAAUUACGUGAACUAGUCAACACUUUGUUGUAAAGUAGACUUUGCAUUAGGUAAGUUUGCCUACCUGUAGAAAAAUGUCAGUGUUCUGGGCACAUUUCAGGUAGGUUACACUAAGCUAGGGUGUUCAGUAGGUAUAUUUGUGCAUUUUCAACAUAAGAUAGUUCAAGACAGAUUUGUUGGGGUAUAACCCUGUUUGUUCAAGACACAUCUGUAUAUAAUAGGAUCGAUAGUUAAAGAUGAGUGCUGUGAAGAAAAACAAACGGAGGAGAUAGGAGCUUGCAGGAAUGGGAGGGGCGGUAGCUUCUUGGGGCAAUGUCAUCAGGAAACGUGUUCCCAACAGGAUGACAUUUUAAAGAGCUGAAUGAAAUAAGGGAAGUCAUAGGGUAGUGUAGGAGAACAUCCUUGUCAGGAAGAAAGGUUAGAUCAGAGACUCUGAGCCUGGAGUAGGUCAGAGUGUGACUGGGUGGAGUGUUCGAGAGGACAUGAGACACGUCUUUGGGGCAUCUUGGGCCAUAGUAAGGGAGGAAGCUCAGAGAGCAGUAGGGAAAUUAGGUACAGAAUGUUAAGUUCAACCUCAGGGUUUUCACCAGACUAGGUUGUGAAACUUGCCAACAUUAGAAGUUUCUGUUUGGGUGGACCCCACACUUAAUCUGUGCACUGAGUUGCGUCCCACAAGCAGUGAGCAGAGUAUUGAGUUCUUGGCGUACUAGAUUAGCAUGCAGACAGCCAUGGACUCUGGGGCUAAGGCACUGCUCCUGCUGUGGGGUGGAAGAAAUAGGAAAUCUCUAAGUCACACCUAUCUCCUCUCAUGUCCAUCCAGGGUCCGUAUUUCAGUCCUGGACCUGCUCAGAGACCAAAUACUAAUGUUCAUUAUUGGGUAUUGUCUAGGAAAUAAAUUCUCAGAUCACCAUCAGUGGUUAGGUGAUGAAGAAAUUUGAAGGGGCUCUUACAGCUCCUAUAUGCUGCUACAUUUGUACCAAUUGAAACUCUGGCUAACAUCUUUAGACCUCAGAGUCCCCAACCUGGUGAGCUGUGGAACUAACAGCAGCUCUUUGAGGGAAGAAGACAAUUUCCUAUUUAUUUCCUCUCUUGUUUAAGAGUAUGGUCACUUCCAGCCAAAAGCAUUUCUGACUCCAUCAGCCAGAUCUUAGGUUAUUAGAUUAGAAUGUCAGUGAGCUGGACUGGUCAUUGUAGUCAAAAUCAGAUGUGUGUGCCAACAUCCCUAAUCCAGCUUUGGGGUCAGUGAUUUUUCUAUGAGGACUGUAACUUAACGCAGCUGGAAGGUACAGCAAAGGCUGCCAGACCGCAGUUAAAUGCUAAUAAUCUCUUGAGAGAACCUGCCAAGGUUAACACUUCAGACCUGUGCAUUUCUGUACCAAAUGUAUGCACCAUGUCAACCAAGGUCUGUAGUAGCAAGAGAAUUUGAGUAAAUAACGGUUUUCUCUAACUUUCUCCUUUUCUUCACACUCUCCGUUUUCUUUAAUGAGUCUGGUUUUGGGAUGAUUGGUGAUGAAUAAUAUUGUUUGCAUGAUGUUUGGGGAGUUUACUUCUUGUGCAAUUUUUGAGGUGGCAGAGUUGACAUUUUAUGUUAAAUUAUCUUGGUGACACUUUUGACUCACAACCUGAAGGAAAAUAAACACUGAGCAAACAAGAAAGAAUAAAAAAUAAUGUUAUUGGUCAAA
Messenger RNA from Rattus norvegicus (Norway rat), 4085 nucleotides. It is a transcript of the gene Wdr13, whose product is annotated as WD repeat domain 13. The transcript has 9 exons. Bases 743 to 1924 code for a protein of 393 amino acids. Gene Ontology annotation, cellular component: nucleus. The record is from RefSeq and is marked validated. NCBI's taxonomy places the organism in Eukaryota, Metazoa, Chordata, Mammalia, Rodentia, Muridae.